AUGUUUGCCAAUCCGCACAGUAACCUUCACGAGCGGUAUCGACAACAUCGCCGGCAGAUCUCAACCCCCAAUGUCCUGGAAGCCGUCAAAGUACCUACUCUCCCGGCGCAGGCUUUGCAGCGCAUCCAGGCGCAUCGUCGGGGACAGAGUCUCGAUCAGCGAUCUGUGCAUGCCCAACGAUCUCGUCCCAUGCAAGAUGGUGGUCCUUCCAUUACUAACCCAGCAGUGCCUCAGCAACCCCAGAUGGUUGCCGGGGGAGCGCCUCAUCAGCAAUUCCCUCAAUCGUCGCAAUUCCCCCAGCAACUUACCCCCAUGCCUAUGAUGCCCGAAUGUCAGUCGUUUCCCUCCGACGAGUUGCAGGCGUUGUCCGGACAGAGCAUCAACGUGAAUCAACCGGACAUGGCUUAUAUGAUUCCAGACUUCGUCAACAUCGGAAAUCAUUGCGUUGGGAACCGACCCAUGGUCAGCAACCUCAAUCUGAUUCAACAGCAGCAACUGCACAAUCCCCAUAUCAUUGCAAACAGUGCGCUCGAUGGCCAGAUUCUCGACAACAGCGCUUUCAAUAUCUAUCAGCAUGGCCUUCGACCCCAGACAAACAAUCUUUCAGUGGAUACACGACGAUUGUCAGUUCACUCGGAUGUAAGCCCCUCGCAUCAGCCACAUACGCCCAAGCAGACGAAUUCGCGUAAGUCCACUGUCUCUCCAUGGCGAAUCCUGAGUCCAUCAACUCCCGACUCACGACUGGAAUCAGAAUAUUUCCCGAUUACCCCAGCAACAACUCCUUUCAAGAAAACAGCCGAACUUGCUCAGUAUAGCACGGACGUCCAGACAACUCCCUCCAAGGAGCAACGCUUUUCGGCCGCUCAGGCGGCCUACAUGCAGCGGGCCAAGUCCCUUCAGGGCGUGGCCGGAACUACCUUUUCUCAACCAAAGAUCGAGAUGCUUUCCCCCCAUAACACAGGUUCGUUUGAAAUUGAGAGUUUUAAUACUUUUGGCAGUCAGCAGGGUUCCACUUUUGAAUUUUCCGAGUCAGAGAAUUUGUCGCAAGGCCAGUAUGCCUCGUCGUCAGCAACGUCAUCCUUCCAAUCCUCCCCAGAGCUAGCGGCCAUGCCAAGCCCCGAGGACCAUAACGAAAAGGCGCACAAGAUCCCCAUCUUCCCAGCCGUAUCCAGCCGUAUCAGUCACAAGAAGACUUUGAGUCUUCCCGCUAGCACUUCGCCGGCGAAACCCAAGCUUUCUCCCAGAGUGGCGUCCAUAGACAACCUGAACCUCGAUGCCCGUGUGCACGCCUCAAUCAAAGAGACCGGUGUCACCAUUGACGAGAUUGCUUCCUACAUCUCCGGCCCGGAUCCAGAGGAUGGAAAGUGGGUUUGCAUUCACCCUGGUUGCGAGCGGCGGUUUGGAAGAAAAGAAAACAUCAAGUCACACGUCCAAACACAUCUGGGAGAUCGCCAGUAUAAAUGUGACCAUUGCAACAAGUGUUUCGUCCGCGGACAUGACCUGAAGCGUCAUGCUAAGAUCCACACUGGAGACAAACCGUACGAAUGCCUUUGCGGGAACGUUUUCGCUAGACACGAUGCUUUGACCCGCCACCGACAGCGAGGCAUGUGCAUCGGUGGUUACAAGGGAAUUGUGCGCAAGACAACAAAACGCGGUCGUCCUAAGAAACACCGGCCGGAGAUGGAUGAAAGGCAGGACAAAGCCGCCAAAACACGCCAGCGAGUCGCUGAUAAGACAUCCUUUGACUCCUUGUCUGGGACAGAUGUUGCGCCGAAUUCACCACCAUCCGAAGUUCUUGAGAACAUGAGCCUACACGGGGAUCCAAGCCCAAAAGAAGAGAUGCCCGCGUUCAACCAGCCCGAUUACUCGUUACCACCCUCUGUUUUCACCUUCACGCCUCCUGCAUCGCCAGGGCACAACCUUGGAAACCGGCCAUCACCGAAUCAGAGUUACCGGUCUCUCACGCCCAGUAGUGAAGAUGAAAUGCUGCCUUCGUCGCCUAUCAAGCGGCCUCUAGAGAGGAUCGCCGAAGAGUCGGGGUUGCCUUAUAUCGAACAUGCAGAUCUCUAUACUGAGAUCGCCACUUCUGCUGCUGAUCUGUCGUCUCCACACACCGCUCCUACCUUGGCCGAUUCAUGUCACGGCUCUGAUCUCGAUAUCUUCAUCAGCCCUGACAGCUCUGCGAACUUCAAACAUGAAUUCCCUGAGCUGAGUGACAUGGCCGCUUUCCCUGACUAUACGAAUACCUCUACCUUCGACGCCGGACUGGACCUCUUCUCAAGCAAGAACUUCUCCACUGUUCCUUCAAUGAAUGACGAUUUCUUCUCCUUCCAAUUCCAGGCUGACGACCAACCCUUGGAUGUCAUGGCCAAGGAGUUCUUCGCCGACUGA
This is a messenger RNA of Aspergillus clavatus NRRL 1, 2391 nucleotides long. RefSeq names its product putative C2H2 transcription factor (Swi5) (gene ace2). The coding region runs from base 1 to 2391 and encodes 796 amino acids. The transcript has a single exon. The record is from RefSeq and is a predicted model, not a curated record. Lineage: Eukaryota; Fungi; Ascomycota; Eurotiomycetes; Eurotiales; Aspergillaceae.